Molecule: messenger RNA, 1563 nt
Organism: Rangifer tarandus platyrhynchus (Svalbard reindeer)
Lineage: Eukaryota; Metazoa; Chordata; Mammalia; Artiodactyla; Cervidae
Source: the annotation of a GenBank genome assembly
AUGGCGGUAGCUGCUGGGCCGGCCGGCGGGGGCGGCCGCGCGCCGCGCAGCGGGCUGCUGGAAGUUCUGGUGCGGGACCGCUGGCACAAAGUUCUGGUGAACUUGGGCGAGGACGCCCUGCUGCUGAGCUGCGAGGACGGCGCGGCCAACGGCCUCGGGGCGGCCGCCGGAGGCUUGUCCCGCCGGGGCGCGGGGCCCGCGGAGGCGGCCGCCGGGGUCCGUACCGCCUUCACCGACCCGCCGGAGCGGGUGCCCGAGGCUGUGUGCAGCCAGAAGCGCGGCGUGAAGGUGCUGAAGCAGGAGCUGGGCGGGCUGGGCAUCAGCAUCAAGGGCGGUAAGGAGAACAAGAUGCCCAUCCUCAUCAGCAAGAUCUUCAAGGGGCUGGCGGCCGACCAGACCCAGGCGCUCUACGUGGGCGACGCCAUCCUCUCCGUGAACGGCGCCGACCUGCGCGACGCCACCCACGACGAGGCAGUGCAGGCGCUGAAGCGCGCGGGCCGCGAGGUGCUGCUGGAAGUGAAGUACAUGCGCGAGGCCACCCCCUACGUGACCAAGGGCUCGCCGGUGUCCGAGAUCGGCUGGGAGACUCCGCCGCCCGAGUCCCCGCGGCUCGGGGCCGGCGCCCCGGACCCGCUGGCGUCGCAGCCGCCGUCCUUCCACCGAGACCGGAGGAGCAUCCCGCUCAGGAUGUGCUUCGUCACCCGCAGCCUGACGCUGGCCGACCCCGAGAGCAGGCAGCUGGAAAUCCGCUCUCCAGAUGCUAAGCACACGGUGGUCCUCAGAGGCAAGGACUCCGCCACAGCCCAGGCCUGGUUCAGCGCCAUCCACGCCACCGCCCGGGACCUGAUGGCCCGCGUGAUCACCGAGGCGCGGGAGCAGCUGGGCUCGACGGGCCUUGCUGGGGGCCGGGAGAUCAGGCACCUCGGCUGGCUCGCAGAAAAGGUGCCCGGGGACAGUGAGAAGCAGUGGAAGCCAGCCCUGGUUGUGCUGACUGAGAAGGACCUGCUCAUUUACGACAGCGUGCCACGGAGAAAGGAGGCCUGGCUCAGCCCGGUUCACACGUGUCCACUUCUUGCCACCAGGCUGGUCCAUUCUGGUUCAGGAAAAGGAUCACCCCAGGCUGGUGUGGAUCUGUCUUUUGCAACGCGAACUGGUACUCAGCAGGGGAUUGAAACACAUCUCUUCAGGGCCGAGGUCAGCAGGGACCUCUCACACUGGACACGGAGCAUAGUACAGGGCAGUCACAACUCGGCGGAGCUCACUGCGGAGGUCAGCACAGCUUGCACCUACAAAAACCAGGAGUGCCGGCUGACCAUACAUUAUGAGAAUGGAUUUUCGAUUACCACUGAACCACAGGAGGGGGCCUUCCCCAAGACAAUCAUACAGGCUCCUUAUGAAAAGCUGAAAAUGUCUUCAGAUGAUGGAAUCAGGAUGCUGUAUUUAGAUUUUGGAGGCAAAGAUGGAGAGCUUCAACUGGACCUGCACUCCUGCCCCAAGCCAAUUGUCUUCAUCCUUCAUUCCUUCCUGUCAGCUAAGAUCACAAGACUGGGGUUGGUGGCCUGA